Molecule: messenger RNA, 1161 nt
Organism: Penicillium manginii
Lineage: Eukaryota; Fungi; Ascomycota; Eurotiomycetes; Eurotiales; Aspergillaceae
Product: glutathione-independent formaldehyde dehydrogenase
Exons: 9
Coding region: 1-1161 (386 amino acids)
Molecular function (GO): zinc ion binding; oxidoreductase activity
Source: RefSeq, a predicted model, not a curated record
AUGACGUCUGCUACAACCAUGCAGGCAUUGAACUACCUCGGGCCUUACAAGGUUCGUGUUGAAGAGGUAGAAAAGCCAAAGUUGGAGCAUCCCGAUGAUGUUAUUGUCAAGGUCACCACUGCUGCGAUCUGUGGGUCAGACUUGCACAUGUAUGAAGGACGAACGGCCGCAGAGCCAGGAAUCACUUUCGGACACGAGAAUAUGGGAAUCGUUGAAGAGCUUGGAGAGGGAGUCACAUUAUUGAAAAAGGGCGACCGCGUUGUGAUGCCUUUCAAUGUUGCCGAUGGACGCUGCCGCAACUGCGAGGAAGGAAAGACGGCUUUCUGCACUGGUGUCAAUCCCGGAUUCGCAGGUGGCGCAUACGGCUAUGUUGCCAUGGGUCCUUAUCGCGGAGGCCAGGCGCAGUAUAUUCGUAUCCCAUAUGCCGACUUCAAUGCUCUGAAACUCCCUCCCGGCAAGGAGCACGAGUCUGAUUUCAUUCUUCUUGCAGAUAUUUUCCCCACCGGCUGGCAUGGUGUCGAGAUUUCUGGGUUCAAGUCGGGUGAAAGCGUCGCUGUCUUCGGCGCCGGCCCUGUUGGUUUGAUGGCGGCGUACUCGGCUGCAUUGCGAGGAGGAGCGAACAUCUACGUGGUUGAUCGUGUCGCCGAGCGUUUGGAAGCUGCGAAGAAGAUUGGGUGCAUUCCGAUUGAUUUCACAAAGGGUGAUGCAGUUGAUCAGAUUAUUGCGCAUAACGGAGGUGAGGUUGACAGGUCCAUCGACGCUGUCGGUUACCAAGCAGUUGGCUCCGAUGGAUCUUCCGAGAAGGCCAACAUUGUCCUUGAGAAUAUGAUCCGGGUGACUCGUGCUUGUGGUGGACUGGGAAUUCCAGGUCUCUAUGUCCCCAGUGACCCUGGUGCUGCCGACCCUGCCACUGCGAAUGGAAUGAUCAGUCUGAGCUUUGGAAAGCUUUUCGAGAAGGGCCUUUCGAUCGGUACUGGACAAUGCAACGUGAAAUCAUACAACAGAUACCUGAGAGACCUUAUAAUCGCCGGGAAAGCGAAGCCCAGCUUCGUAGUAUCACACGAGCUAGGAUUAGCCGAUGCGGAGAUGGCAUACGAUAAGUUUGACAAAAGAUCUGAUGGGUUCACCAAGGUUUUACUGCACCCCAACGGAGGUUUCUGA